AUGUCUGCCUCCGUACAAGAUGCCAUUUGGGUCGUGCAAACAUUGGGAUUGGAAUACUUGUGGAUUGACGCGCUUUGUAUCGUGCAAGACGACUCGGAUGAGCUUACCACAGAAAUAUCAAAGCAGGCCCAGAUCUAUCAAAAUGGCGUCAUGACUAUACUAGCUGGUGGGGCACAUAGUGCAAAUGAAGGUUUCUUGCGUAAGAGGUCGCUGAAGCACCGUCGUUGCGUUAUAACGAUACAGAUACCAGGACUUGACAAUGUAAAGAAGAAAUUCAUCCUAGACAUGAGCCUGGCAAACCCCCAUGGACCCCCUACUGACCCAGUUAGGAGCAGAGCAUGGAUCUUCCAGGAAAUCAUUCUAUCUCUGCAUGUGCUGUAUUUCAGCCCGGCACAAAUGAUUUUUUACUGCCAAGAGAAAGCGUACUUCGAUGGAUGGGGCCCUGAAUACGGCUACUCGCUUGAUGAGAGAGUACCUGGAAUCAAUUCAGGUAUAGGGUAUAUGAACGCAAACGAGCUUUGCCGAACAUGGUAUCGACUCGUUACCGAAUACAGCGAACUAAAGCUUACAAUGCCCGCUGAUAAGCUUCCCGUAAUCUCAGCAGUGGCAGAAGUCUUUGGUUCAGCCAUUUCCGGAACGGAAACAGGACGCGAAAGCUACAAAGCUGGGCUUUGGGAACAGCAUUUUCCAACAAAUCUAUCAUGGUUCACCGAGAACCCGCCGCCUAGAUUAACAAGACCGGCAUAUCGAGCGCCUUCUUGGUCGUGGGCAUCGAUUGAUAGCUGCGUUUUUGACAGCUUACCCUUAAAAGACUACACUGUACCACCCAGAGAUUACAGGGAAGGUGUUCCCAUGGAAGAAGUAGUUGUUAAAUCUACUUCUUGCAAUGUUAAGCUUGCAUCGCCGGAGGCCCCCUUUGGCCAAGUUACUGGUGGCUACUUACAAAUAGAAGCCCCACUAACAAAGAUAACCGUCUCAAUGUCAUGUUUCGUAGGCUUAACCUCGUCUCGGUCGGAUGAUCGCAUAAGUGUCGGACUGCGGUACGACGUUGAUCUAUAUUGGCUAUCUGAUGUCAAAACCGACGCCCAUACUUACUAUCUUCUUCUCCUCGUCUUCGGGAAAGGAGGGGGGUGGCCUGAUCCAGAACUUGAUGUUGUUAUGGAAGGUCUGAUUCUCUCCAAGGCGGAAGACAAGGAGAUCUACUCCCGCGUUGGAUAUUUCUCGAGCGACUGGCGUGAGCCAGCCUCAGAACGCCAUGACUACCGCGAUUAUUUUCAAAUGAGCAAAGUCACGAUCAUAUGA
Messenger RNA from Pyrenophora tritici-repentis Pt-1C-BFP, 1302 nucleotides. Its product is annotated as HET domain containing protein. Lineage: Eukaryota; Fungi; Ascomycota; Dothideomycetes; Pleosporales; Pleosporaceae. The record is from RefSeq and is a predicted model, not a curated record.